AUAUGUUGCCUUUACUUUUAGUGUUUGUAACAUUGCAAGUGUCAUCGAUAAAUGCAGCAAAUAUUUUGGGAAUAAUUACAACAGCGUCCGUAAGCCACCACUUACCUUUUCGACCGUUAUGGAAAGAACUGGCACAAAGAGGUCAUCAAGUUACUGUAAUUACUACUGAUCCACAAAGGAACUUAUCCAACUACAAUUUGAUAGAAAUCGAUAUAAGUUAUACUUACAAAAUCUAUGAUAAGUACGAUAUUUCGAAUGUGAUAAGUGACGAAAAUAACAGUUACGCAGAUAUUGCUUCUGUUCUACAAAAACUAUUUUUUGAAGCUCACGAUUACAUGUUAAAUGUACCGGAAGUGCAAGACUUGAUUCUAAAUAAAAAGAAUAAUUUCGAUGUAAUUUUGUGUGAAGCCCACAUGCCUUCCAUGAUGGCUUUUGCUUGGAGGUUCAAAUGCCCUCUAAUAGCAAUCGCCUCUUUGGAUCCGGCAAUGCAGUACCACGAUUCUCUUGGAAAUUUAGUUCAUCCUGUGAUUAAUCCAGAUCCCAAUUUAGACAUUGAAGAUAGCGAGAAUUUGAGUUUCACAGAUAGAAUAAGAAGUUUCAUUUAUACUUAUGCGUAUAAGUAUGUAAUUUAUACUAUGACAUUUCCAAGUCACCAUGAACAUAUGAGGAGAUACUUUGGGGAUGAUUUGCCUUCUUUUAAUGAAUUACAAAAUAAUAUUAGUUUGAUGUUUACUGGUACAAAUCCAUUGUUUCAUAAUAUGAGACCAAUGAAUUUAAAUACGAUACCCAUUGGAGGUGGGAUGCAUCUACAGCCACCACAAAAUUUACCAAAAGAUUUAAAAAAAUUUUUGGAUGACAGUACAACAGGUGUCAUAUAUUUUAGUCUGGGAAGCAAUGUCAAAUGUAAUUUGUUAAGUGAGCGUUUCAGAAGGGAAAUUUUGGAUACAUUUGCUAAAGUACCUUACAGAGUUGUUUUAAAAAUUGAUUGUAAUUUGACAAAUAUUCCCAGCAACGUAUUGGUUAAAAGUUGGAUGCCGCAACAAGAUGUUCUAAGGCAUCCAAACGUAAAGUUAUUCAUCACACAAGGAGGAUUACAAUCUCUGCAAGAAGCAAUAUCUAAUGGCAUUCCACUCAUUGGAAUUCCCUUCUUUGGAGAUCAAAUUACGAACGUUAAUAGAAUGGAAAAGAGAGGAUAUGGAAUAAAACUGAACAAAAGGACGAUAACAAAAGAAAUUUUAACAAAGGCAAUCAACGAAGUGAUGUACAAUUCAAAGUAUCGCGAAACUGCCAAAUUAAUGGGGGAUAUAUUCAAGGACGAAGAGAUUCCCAGUCUACAAAGAGCCAUUUUUUGGACAGAAUAUGUUAUUAGGCACAAAGGCGCUGACCAUCUCAGAAGUUCUGCUACUGGAAUGCCCGGUUGGAAAUAUUAUAUGUUAGAUGUUAUUGGCUUCUUCGCUUUAUGUACAGUUUUUACUCUUACCAUAUUAUAUUUGUUACUCAGGCUAGUCAUUUCGAUAUUAGUAUAUUUUGUUAAGCAUAUUUUAUUAGUUAGAUUAAACUUAGUCAUUAAAACGAAUCAGGGGAAACUUAAGUACAAUUAGUAGUUCAUGUUCUUUUAAGCCUACUCAGGAUAAACUAAUAUCAAAUACAGUACACUUUUGUAAUGAUUUGAUAGGUCUUUUUUUUAUUUUCAAAAUGAAAGAUUUACUUUACUAUCGUGUUUGGUUAGGAAUUACACGAAACAUAAAGGAUAAAAUGAAUUAGAGAAAAUUGGAGGUAUCAUUUAGUAUUCUAAAGCAAU
This is a messenger RNA of Psylliodes chrysocephalus, 1801 nucleotides long. Lineage: Eukaryota; Metazoa; Arthropoda; Insecta; Coleoptera; Chrysomelidae. The record is from the annotation of a GenBank genome assembly.